Messenger RNA from Trichoderma breve, 1314 nucleotides. RefSeq names its product phosphotransferase enzyme family domain-containing protein. Gene Ontology annotation, molecular function: protein kinase activity. Gene Ontology annotation, biological process: protein phosphorylation. The record is from RefSeq and is a predicted model, not a curated record. Bases 1 to 1314 code for a protein of 437 amino acids. Lineage: Eukaryota; Fungi; Ascomycota; Sordariomycetes; Hypocreales; Hypocreaceae. The transcript has 3 exons.
AUGAACCAUGAACAAUAUCACCAACGUAUCGACUUUAUCAAGUCGCUUCUCCAAUUGAAUGCUCUAGAGGCAAAGAGUAUCGAUCCCAUUGAAUAUGAGAUGGAUUGUCCAUUUCCGUACAAUAAUUUCAUAUAUCAUGUCACUCUCGAAUCGCCCAUCACCAGACCAAUGAACAUCAAAUCCUUUCAGUCUGAUAAAGUCCAGCCGGGAACCGUUCCAUUUCCAGCACAAUCUACCUCUAUCCUUGUUCGACUACCAAAUUCUGAUCCAAGAACUGGGCUGAAUAACAACAAUCGCGUUGAAAAUGAAGUCGCCUUCAUGGCGCUAGUCCGACAGGCACUUGCGAACACAAAAUAUAGUCACAUUAUUCCAGAUGUAUAUUCUUGGGCUGGUACAAACAGUGGUCAAGCUUUCACUAUGCAGCAAUUCAUGCCUGGAACCAUACCCGCAAAAGUUUUUGAGACGUUAUCUCUGGAAGAUAAAUCCAUUGUGCUCGGGCAAAUGGCCGAUAUUCUGGCCUUGCUCCAGCAAUUUGAGAUCUCGAAAACAGUCAAAAUGUUUGGAGGUCUGAAGUUUGAUAAGCAUGGAAUGGUGACUAGUGGCCAAAUGUCUCUAUUUAAAGGAGAGCCUUCUGCAACCUACAAGGAUUUUAUUCGUUCUAUCUUUAAGGUCAAGCUUCAAGAGGCCGAUGAAAACCCAGUCAUAGUGGGCUGGGAAGAAAACGGAUUAAGAGCAAAACUUGACAAAUUUAUAGGUCAACAACUCGACGAAGCUUUGAAGGACUAUGAUCAAGUUCGUAGAGUGCUUAUUCACGGAGACUUUACAACGAAUAACAUCCUGUUUGAUGCAAACACUCUUCAGGUGACUGCAUUGUUGGAUUUUGACUUUUCCUACGUUGCGACAGCCGCAGAAGAAUUCCUCGGGUUUUCUUUUGGUAAUAUAUCAGGUGGAAAACUUCCAGGGCCGUUUGAAACCGGAGCCGAUCUCAGCCUUCGCAAAGCGAUGCUCUCUGGCUUCACAACGCCUUUUCUGAAUGCAGACGCUUCAGAAGUCCAGUGGGACGUGGCAGCGGCUUGGGAUAAAGAGCUUAUGCGAGCUGGUGCUGCAAAGCCUGCCACUAUACCUCAUUUUGAAGAUAUCGCAGAUAUUUACUGGCUCCAGGAUAAAAUAAGUCCAUUUGAACUAGAUAGCCCCGUUAUGAGGAGACGAAAAACCGCAGAACAGCUAAGAAGUAUCCGAAGCCAGACGGAGGAAAUGAUUGUCAAGUUUUUGGACCGCUUCAAUACUUCUUCGGGUGGCGCUUUUAGUAAUUAG